Molecule: messenger RNA, 1815 nt
Organism: Penicillium soppii
Lineage: Eukaryota; Fungi; Ascomycota; Eurotiomycetes; Eurotiales; Aspergillaceae
Product: RNA polymerase-associated protein
Exons: 3
Coding region: 1-1815 (604 amino acids)
Cellular component (GO): Cdc73/Paf1 complex
Molecular function (GO): DNA binding; RNA polymerase II C-terminal domain phosphoserine binding
Source: RefSeq, a predicted model, not a curated record
AUGGCAGACGAUUUGGAUGCUGAGUUGCUCGCUUUGGCGGGUGACUCUGAGGAGGAAACUUCACCAGCACCAAACUCACUGCCACACUCUCCUUCUUCCCAUACCCAAGAUCGGGAUCACUCGCCAGAAGCUAUGGGUCGCAAAGGAACCGCUAAACCGAUUCCCGCUCGCCGGGCCCGCAAGCCGAAGGAGGAGUCUGAGGGUGAAAUCUCCGACGAUGGCUCCCACCACUCGCUCCAGUCUGCUCCUAUGUCUGAGUCUGAAUCAGACUCCGAGAACUCCGAGAACGAUGAGGACCGCCCCAUUUUCCCAUACGAUAAGCUGUACUACUCAGCCCAGGACAAGAAGGAGAUCAUGGCCAUGCCUGAGAUCCAGCGUGAGGAAACCUUGUCUGAGCGUGCCCAGCAAGUCGACCGCCAUAACCAGGAUUUGGCUCUCCGUCGUCUGCUAGCCUCUCGUUCUCGCGAAGAAGCCCGAGCAGCCAAGAAGGCGAAGAGAAAGGCUGGAUCUGCCGGCUUGGAUGAAAAUCAGCGCAAGAGUUCCCGCCAGAAGACAACACUUGGUGGUCGCAAGGUCGGAGAGACCUCCGCGGCUAUCGAUGCUUACAAGCGUCAGCGUGAGCAGAAGGGCAAGCGAGAUGAGCUCCGCCGCCGAGACCCCGCACAGUCGCGCCGCCGUUCCCGCUCCUUGGGAUCAAAUGUGUCUGAUGAAGAUGCCGAAGCCGAGAGCGAUCUGGAACUGGAUGACCGUGUUGGCCGUUCUCCAUCCAUUCCUAAGGACGACCCACCAGCCGAGCUGCGGGACAUCCAGCGUGCUCGUGUUGGUCGUAGCAACUUUGCCCAAGUUUGCUUCUACCCCGGCUUUGAGGAUGCUAUGAUCAACUGCUACGCUCGUGUCAACGUUGGACCCCACCACGAAACCGGUCAACUGGAGUACCGCAUGUGCCUUAUCACUGGCAUUGUCACAGGCAAGCCGUAUGCUAUGGAUGCUGCCAAUGGUCGCCCAUUUGUCACAGAUCAAUAUGUCAAGCUUGCCCAUGGAAAAGCUAUCAAAGAGUUCCCAUUUAUUGCUUGUUCGGACUCCCCUUUUACUGAGGCUGAAUACAGUCGCUACCGCAAGACGCUGGCCGUUGAAGAUUUGAAGAUGGCAACGCAGGGAAAGCUUGCCUCUAAGGUCACUGAUAUCAACAAUCUUAUUAACCAUCAAUUCACCCGCGAGGAGCUGAACGAAAAGCUGCGUCGCCAAGGUGCUUUCGACCAGAAGAAGAACGUUCUCAAGCGAUUCGAUGUUGAAAGAGAUCUUGCCUUCGCCAAAGCCAACGGAAACGAUGAAGAAGCAGAAAGGCUCAGGAAGGAGCUACAUGAAAUUCUUAACCCUAACCUCUCUUGGGGAACAAGCCUGGUCAAGAAAGAAUCCGACAACAAGGGUCUCUCUGAGGCCGAGCGUGUUCAUCAAAUCAACAUCCGUAACCAGAAGCUCAACUACGAGAAUGUCCGCCGUGCUCAGAUCGAUGAACGAAAGGCCGCCCGCAAGGCCGCUGCCGCAGUUGCCCGCGGCGAGGCCAUUCCAAACCCAUUCAUGCGUGUGCGAACAGUAGCUAAGACUCAUCAUGAUGUCAAUGGAACACCUCAAACCGACGGCUCCGCUGGUACUCCUGCGGAGACUCCUAAGGAUACCCCCAAGCCCAAUGGCAGCCAGGCAACUACCGUCAAGACAACCCCGAAGAAGCCUAAGAACGGUUUCAUGAUCAGCUACCGUAACACUGAUGACGAGAACAUUGCCGCGCUUGAUAUGGACAUUGACAUUGAAAUCUAA